Daldinia childiae is the source of this 1476-nucleotide messenger RNA. RefSeq lists its product as uncharacterized. Gene Ontology annotation, molecular function: mRNA binding. NCBI's taxonomy places the organism in Eukaryota, Fungi, Ascomycota, Sordariomycetes, Xylariales, Hypoxylaceae. Gene Ontology annotation, cellular component: nuclear outer membrane-endoplasmic reticulum membrane network; endoplasmic reticulum; ribonucleoprotein complex. Bases 1 to 1476 code for a protein of 491 amino acids. The transcript has 3 exons. The record is from RefSeq and is a predicted model, not a curated record. Gene Ontology annotation, biological process: intracellular mRNA localization.
AUGGCCGAGGUAGCUGCUUCACCUACUCCCGCCCCGGCGGCCGAGAACAAGAAGCCUGAGAAGCCCAAUACCGAGCUCUUCCAAGAGCAAUUGGUUAAGGCAGAGAAGGAAUACCAGGACGCUUUUGCUAGAUACAAUGUUGUUAAGCAAAAGGUCGAGCUCGUCACGGGAAACAAGAACAAGGACACCCAGUCUCCCCUCCAAAAGCGCCGUCAGGAACUUAUCUCUCAAGCCAAUGAAAUCCGAAACAAGCAAGGCGCCGGCAAGAACACUCGCAACACCAAACUGGAUCAGAUUAAACGCCUCGACGAACAACUGCGAUCCCGAAUCGCAGAGCAGAAGAAUGCGCGUGGCAAGGUUAACUUCAAGAGCGUCGAGGAUCUCGACCGCGAGAUUGAGCAUCUGGAAAAGCAGGUCAACGGCGGCAUGAUGAAAUUGGUCGACGAGAAGAAGGCUCUGACGGAAAUAUCUAACCUCCGAAAGCAGCGCAAGAACUUUGCCCAAUUCGACACUUCACAGAAAGGAAUCGACGAGCUCAAGGCCAAGAUCAAGGAAAUCAAGGACAGCAUGGACGACCCCGAAGCCCGUGCGCUAAGCGAACAAUACACCAAGAUCCAGGCUGAGCUUGACACCAUCAAAGCAGAGCAAGAUGAAGCGUUCAAGAACCUGAAUUCUCUGCGCGACGAGCGAAGCAAGCUACAGGCCGAGCAGCAGGAGAAGUUCCAGGCUAUACGUAAGCUUAAGGAUGAGUACUACAGUGCGAAGAAAGCUUUUGGCGAGUAUGAGCGCGAAGCACGCCAACGAGCCCGAGAACGUCAGAGAGCCGAGCGCGAGCGCAUCGAAAAGGAGAAGAAGAAGGAGCGCGCACAAAAGCUGCUCCAGGAGGCCAGUGACCCUGCUUAUCUCGAAGAGAUCCGGAGAGCCAAUAGUCUGCUGCAAUACUUCGACCCGUCCUCCGCCCCUGCUGAGAAGGCUCCUCUUCUAGCUGACAGCGGUCUGAGCGCUCAAGCUUCGCGUAAGGUUGACGACUCGGGCUUAAAGGGUACUAGGUUAGUGCGAAAGGAAGACCGUGGCGACGAUUACCUACCUGCCGUGAAGAAGGGCAAGAAGGGUAAGAAAGGCAACCACGUCGAAAAGGCCGGCCAUACCGAGAAGGGCUUCAACCUUCCCCCUGCUGUUAUCGAUGACUGCUCAUUCUUGGGAAUCAACCCUCCUAUGGGCUCUGAAGACGUUGCUGCCGCCGUAGAGAAGGUCAAGGCUAAGUUAGAGCACUGGAAGUCUGACCAACAGGCCCAAACUCAACGUAACAUCGAGAAGGCUAAGAAGGAAAUUGAGAAGAUAGAAGCCGAGGAGGCUGCUGAAGCUUCCGGUACCGCAACCCCCAACGGUGUCAACGGGGACAAGAAAUCCGACGAUAAGGUGGAAGCUGUCACGUCGGAUCUAAAGGAGGCAUCAUUGGAGGAGAAGUCGGCUUAG